This is a messenger RNA of Schistosoma haematobium, 2391 nucleotides long. Its product is annotated as Rho GTPase. The record is from RefSeq and is a predicted model, not a curated record. NCBI's taxonomy places the organism in Eukaryota, Metazoa, Platyhelminthes, Trematoda, Strigeidida, Schistosomatidae. Bases 55 to 642 code for a protein of 195 amino acids. Gene Ontology annotation, biological process: small GTPase-mediated signal transduction. Gene Ontology annotation, molecular function: GTPase activity; GTP binding. The transcript is spliced from 4 exons.
GAUGGCGGAAUUUAAACUUUGUUUGUACGUCUUCAAUCUGCAUUCUGUUUUCCAAUGACUGAUAACUUGCGAACUAUUAAAUGUGUUGUAGUUGGCGAUGGGGCCGUUGGGAAAACGUGUUUACUUAUAUCGUACACCACAAACAAAUUUCCGAUGGAUUAUGUUCCGACUGUCUUCGAUAACUAUGCUGUAACUGUUAUGGUUGGAGGGGAACCGUACACUUUGGGACUUUUUGACACAGCUGGUCAAGAAGAUUAUGACCGUUUGAGGCCCCUUAGUUAUCCUCAAACGGAUGUUUACCUUAUUUGCUUUUCUGUGGUCAACUCCACCUCUUUCGUGAACGUCGAGGAAAAGUGGGUCCCGGAAAUAAGACAUCACUCGCCCAAGGUUCCAUUCCUUCUUGUUGGAACACAAAUUGAUCUUCGCGAUGAAGGCGCUACAAUAACCCGCUUGCAUAACGACAAAGCGAAAAUGGUCAGUAGUGAUCAGGGUAAAAAACUCGCCGAACGUUUAAAAGCCGUCAAGUAUCAGGAGUGUUCAGCUCUUACCCAGAAGGGUUUGAAAGAUGUGUUCGACGAAGCUAUCCUUGCUGCUCUGCGACCUCCAACAGACCGUAAAAACAAACGUUGUUGUCUACUGUGAAAACUGAGUCCUUUUGCCAAUCCGUCCUUUAAUUAUUGAUUUAACUUGUUAUGGAAAAAUCAGCAAAAUUUUUAGUCGGAUUCCUUACAAACCUUACUAUUAUCUCCAUAUUAUUCUUAUCAUCAUUAAUUUUUAUUGAUACUAUUGCUAAUACAACUCACAGACUCAAUUAUGUGUUCAACAGCAAUGUGAGUACUUUGACAAAUGUGGCCUUGUUCCUUUAUUUUCUCCCCUUUCUUUUAUCUCUACAGAACGGUGAUCUUGCUGUUAAUUUUAAAAAAUUCUACUGUUAAUGCUAUUUGUUAAAUAAAUCAAUGCAUCUUCAGCGACUUUCUUUCCCUAUCGUUUGGUUGGCUGAUUAUUUGUUUCCAAGUAGUGUUUAAUAGUCAGUAAUGACAUUAUAUAAAUUCAUUCUGGCACUAAUGUCCCAAUAACUUCUGUUGGCUUAUUGUCGUCACAUCAACUGUUGUAUGGUGUGUGUCUGGAAAAAGACAUGCUUACGGAGAUAAGUCAGUUUGUUCAAUCAAAAAUUAAAAGAUGAAAAGCCCUACAGGAUAAGGACAACAUUAGGUCACCAUUCAGAAUGUACUAUUCUUACAUUUGCAACGAUGAGCAGUGGGUUUGUGACUAAGUUAAAAUAUCAAAUAUUGAGCACUUCUAAAUCCAACUACGUAGUAUGUGUUGGAGCAAUGUGUAACUAGCAUUCAUUCUUCAGUGCCUUUUUAAGUGAGCGACCCCAGGAUUUGAUGUAUCAACUGACUCCGCUAUUAUUAAACAUAUAAUGAUAUGUAGUCUCCUCAAGAUAGUAGAAGUAUUAGCUAUGUCAGCGGUUGUUAAACACUCGCGUAUAUUAAUGGUAUCCUUGUGUGGCGCAUAUAUAUCUGAUGCCCCUCUUGUACCAAUAUUUAUGUUCAAAUAAAUAAAUAAAUGGUAUCCUAACUAUAUAUAUAUAUAUAUAUCAUGGGUGUCAGUAUCAACGCACUUAUUUGUUGUGUCGGCUAGAGAAAAUAGUGAUUGAUUGUUCUCUUGGACAGACUGGUAGAUAGUCUAACAAAUAUUAGAUGUGCCACAUAUAUUCCUCUACCCCUUGUACUGAACCGAUUGUUAACUGAUGACCAAUACAUGUACUAGUUAGACGAACCGCAUGUUCUUGAUUUGUGUCGAAGCUUUGUAGAAUAGUGCGUGCUGACUAUCUAGUAUAAACCGAGUUAAUUAUAAAUGCAAAUAAAUCAUUCAUUGUUCAUCCUAAGCAAUUUAGUGUCCCGUUGGCGUAAAGAAGAAGCACGAGCGCUUUGAACCAACGGUAUAUCGUCAAUGUAAAUGUUGAAUUUGUUUUUUAGAGAACAGCUUAUUGUGUAUAUAAAAUUUCGUGUCACAGCCUUGUUUCUUGUACACAAUGAAUAACCCAUUUUAUUUGUAUUUGUGCUACUCAGUAAAACUUAUAAUUGACAUAAGUCUACACCACUUAUGAGCAAAAUAAUUCAGUUGUAAGGGGAAAAAGUAGUGAGAAAUAAUCUUAUAGGUUUGAAAAUUUCAUAUUCACUUCUAUGCAGUGUCUGAACCCCUUACUUACUUUAUUUUGGGUAAUAUUGUAUAUUUUCAUAUAAAAAUUAUAGUUCAACGUGAGUUUCAUAAAUCUGUACCCGGUUACGAGGUUACACUGAUAAAUUGCAAUAACGUAAAGGCUUUAAUAUUUUUCUCUUUAUAAAAUGUAAUAUAUCAAUAUUAAAAUCAGUAUUUUGUGUGCCA